GGGCUGGUGCAUGUGGCCAGGCCUGGAGAAACCUUCCCGCUCUGCUUCCAGGCGCGGCUGUUCCUCACGCUGGUGUGCGUGGCGGCGGUGACCACGCUCUAUGUCCUGCUGUGCUCCCACGCCUGCCUGCGGCCCUGCUGCUGGGCCCCGGGGGAGCCGAGCCCCGGGGCACCCACCAUCCUCCGCUUCCCGGGGUACAGCCGCGUCCCCGACGGGAAGCCACUGGAGCGGGCACUGUGCCGUCGCUGCGCCGUUGUCUCAAGCUCAGGGCAGAUGCUGGGCUCGCGCAUGGGACGGGCCAUCGACGGGCAGGAGUGUGUCCUGCGCAUGAACCAUGCCCCCACUGCCGGCUACGAGGAGGAUGUGGGGGCACGGAGCACCGUCCGGGUGGUGUCACACACCAGCGUCCCGCUGCUGCUGAGGAACCAGCCCUACUUCUUCCAGCAGUCCCAGGAGACCCUCUACAUCAUCUGGGGGCCAACAAAGAAGAUGAACCGGGAGAAGGUGGGCUCGACCUACCAGGCACUGCUGAAGGUGAUGGAGAUGUACCCCCGCCUGCAGAUCUACACCCUGACCGAGGAGAAGAUGACGUAUUGCGAUGAUGUCUUCCAGAACGAGACGGGGAAGAACAGGAUAAAAUCUGGCUCCUUCCUGAGCACGGGCUGGUUCACCAUGAUCCUGGCCAUGGAGCUGUGCGAGCAGAUCUGCGUCUUCGGCAUGGUCAGCGACAGCUACUGCAGGGAGAAGAACCACUCGAGCGUGCCUUACCACUACUUCGAGAAGGGCCAGCUGGACGAGUGCAGGAUGUACCUGAUGCAUGAGCGAGCCCGCCGCGCCGGGCACCGCUUUAUCACCGAGAAAGCCAUCUUCUCCCGCUGGGCCAAGAAGAGGAACAUCAUCUUCUCCCACCCAUCCUGGGCAGGAGGGUAGGGUGCCAGCCGUGGGACGAGGCAGUGGCGACCCUGACAGCGGGGUGGGUCUCAUCCUGCGGCGACAUGGCUCCGCUCUGACGGUGCCACGGUUGAAAGCCUUUUACCAAGCGCUGGAACGGGCAGUCUCCAUCUCCACAGCGGCAGGGCUGGUUCCCCAAGCCAGUGGGUGGGCUGGGACCUCCCAUGUCAGUGCAUGGGGAGCAUGAGCUGGACCCACAGAGCCCCAUCAGCUCCAAGCACCUGCCCAGAUGGACCCAGGGUGACCACAGAGGUUUUCUGCCCACUCUACUGGGAUGAUAUUUAAUGCAGGAUUAAACAUUCACGUUGCUGGGCUCUAGCAUGACACAGGUCGGGAGAGCUCGGCCCUGCCAGGCCCACAAGCCAGUGCCUCUCUCAGGGAUGAAGCUUCAGUGCAGUCCCUGAGACCCAGCGCUGGGUGUGGGGCACAAGGAGCUGGGGCUGGGCCCCCCAUCCUGCUGCUCCCACACAGUUCCCUGUGGCUCCGGCUACCCCUGGGGCCCCCAGCCAGGAAGCCCAGGGACCACGUGUGCCCCAGGGACUCUGAGUUGCCUUGUCACAAGUGCCCUUGGAUUCAGACCAAAGCAAACAUGGCCAUUAAAAGCAUUUU
Athene cunicularia (burrowing owl) is the source of this 1560-nucleotide messenger RNA. RefSeq names its product ST6 N-acetylgalactosaminide alpha-2,6-sialyltransferase 4 (gene ST6GALNAC4). Gene Ontology annotation, molecular function: alpha-N-acetylgalactosaminide alpha-2,6-sialyltransferase activity. The record is from RefSeq and is a predicted model, not a curated record. Gene Ontology annotation, biological process: ganglioside biosynthetic process; oligosaccharide metabolic process. NCBI's taxonomy places the organism in Eukaryota, Metazoa, Chordata, Aves, Strigiformes, Strigidae. The annotation marks the transcript as partial. The transcript is spliced from 4 exons.